Molecule: messenger RNA, 2417 nt
Organism: Pseudophryne corroboree (corroboree frog)
Lineage: Eukaryota; Metazoa; Chordata; Amphibia; Anura; Myobatrachidae
Product: tripartite motif-containing protein 75-like
Exons: 1
Coding region: 1-1581 (526 amino acids)
Molecular function (GO): zinc ion binding; protein binding
Source: RefSeq, a predicted model, not a curated record
AUGGCGUCUGCAGACCUGAAAGCUGAGCUGAGCUGCUCCAUCUGCCUGACCACUUACACAGACCCUGUAUCCCUGAGAUGUGGCCACAUCUUCUGCCGGGACUGUAUUGUGAGUGCACUGGAUACACAGAAGGGUUCUGGGGGCUAUUCCUGUCCGGAGUGCAGGGCAGAGUAUCAGGAACGCCCAGCACUGGAGAAGAACAGGAAGCUGAGUAACAUUGUGGAACGUUUCCUAUGUAGUCACCCAGAGCCGGAGGAGACCCCGAUCUUCUGUACUUACUGUGACUCUCCUGUGCCGGCUACUAAAACAUGUCUGCAGUGUGACGCUUCAUUUUGUGACAAACACUUGAGCAAACACAGUAAAUCUGCUGAACAUGUUUUAACUGAACCCACUAUGUCCCUUGAGGCAAAAAAAUGCUCCAUACACAAGGAGACAGUGAAGUAUUACUGCUCUGAGGACUCAGCGGCUAUCUGUACGUCUUGCUGGGUGGCUGGAGACCACCAGGAGCACCACGUGGAGCUUCUGAAUAUGGUCUUUGAGAGGAAAAAAGAGACACUGAGAUCUGUCACUGAGACCCUGAAGUCUGAGAGAGAGGAAACUGAGAGGAGAGUGCAGCGUCUGCAGGAUCACAGGAGAGAGGAGAGGGAGAAAGCCGCUGGUGUCACUAAGAGAGUCACUGAUCUGUUUAGAGACAUCAGGGAGAAGUUAGACACCCUGGAGAGGGAGGUCCUGGGUGAGAUCAUCAGGCAGGAAGAGCAGAUGUCACUCUCAGUCUCUGAUCUGAUCACACAGCUGGAGACACAGAAGGAUGAGAUGUCCAGGAAGAUUAGUAGCAUUGAGGAGAUAUGUAACAUGACUGAUCCAUUAACUGUCCUGAAGGAGGAACCAGAGAGUGAUGUCAUUAGUCACAGGAGCUGUGAUGUCACCAGUGAUGUAAGAGUUGCUGGAUGUGUGAAUGAGGGAAUAAUAUCACAGAUAUUACACAGGGGACUUUUACACUUGUCCGAUAAUCUGAUGGAUCUACAGACAAAGAGACAGCUCUCAGUUAUGGAGAAAUCAGACAUAUUACUGGAUAUAAAGACAGCCUCUGGUUACAUUAUUAUAUCAGGGGAUCGCAGAUCUGCUUCUGGUACUGAUGUAUAUAAGCAGAGACCAGAUGGACCAGAGAGGUUUAUAGUCCGGCAGGUGUUAAGCUCCUCUAGCUUCUCAUCUGGGAGACAUUACUGGGAAGUGGAUGUAAGUGCAGCAGAGAAAUGGCUGAUAGGGGUGGCCGUUCAGAGUAUAGAGAGAAAGAUAAAGGGUAAUGAAUCAUUUAUUGGUUUUAAUGACAAGUCAUGGGGUCUGUACUUUGUUGACAACCCUGUAACAUGUCAUAACAGUAUAUGUAAUAAUAUCGAAAUAAGACCAGGUUCUCGUAUGCAGACAGUAGGGAUAUACCUGGACUAUGAGGCCGGGCGUCUGUCCUUCUAUCAGCUGUGUGACCCCAUCAGACACUUACACACCUUCUCCGCCACCUUCACUGAGCCCCUGCACACUGCAUUCUUUGUGUAUGACAAAUGCUGCAUCAAAAUCAUAAAGUAAAUAGUGUAACAAGGAGAUUAUUUGAAAGAAAUCAUAAAAUAUAUUAUCUUACUGUGGAAAAUGAAUGACUGAAUAUUACUACAGGUUGAGUAUCCCAUAUCCAAAUAUUCCGAAAUACGGACUUUUUUGAGCGAGAGUGUGAUAGUGAAACAUUUGUUUUUGAUGGCUCAAUGUACACAAACUUUGUUUAAUACACAAAGUUAUUAAAAAUAUUGUAUUAAAUGACCUUUAGGCUGUGUGUUUAAGGUGUAUAUGAAACAUAAAUGCAUUCUGUGCUUAGACACCAUGAUAUCCCAUUAUGCUAUGCAAUUAUUCCAAAAUACGGAAAAAUCCCAUAUCCAAAAUACCUCUGGUCCCGAGCGUUUUGGAUAAGGGAUACUCAACCUGUAAUGUAUUUCUUUGGAUCAUUAUUUAUUCUUUCCUAUUAAAAUGAACAUUAUUACUUUCCUGAUCAAUCAAAGACAAACCAAAUACUAUUGUAGAGGUGAGAUCUAUACUGUAUAAUUAAUGUGUGCUCAUCAAACAGUAACUUCCAUCCAUAACUUUUGGAUUGACUAAGUUAUAACAACAUAUAAAGUUCCCUAUAACUGGGGUGCAGAGUUCCCCUGAUCCGCAGACUCCAGCGGUCAGUGAUCCGGUGCUGGUCUGUUCUCUGCUAGUAAGGAGGGUCUGUGCCAGGCAGACAGUGCUGGUGGUGAUGCCGCCCUCUGUAGGAUAAAAAGAUAUAUUAAAAUGUUGUUACAUAACAGCACAGUAAUGAAAUAUAUUAAUACAUAGUCAAUGAAUACAUGCAUAAAAAUGAAAUGUGUUUAUUAAAGAUGAAUGAAAUAAAGAAA